Molecule: messenger RNA, 2346 nt
Organism: Drosophila grimshawi
Lineage: Eukaryota; Metazoa; Arthropoda; Insecta; Diptera; Drosophilidae
Gene: CysRS
Product: cysteine--tRNA ligase, cytoplasmic
Exons: 6
Coding region: 58-2289 (743 amino acids)
Biological process (GO): cysteinyl-tRNA aminoacylation
Cellular component (GO): cytoplasm
Molecular function (GO): cysteine-tRNA ligase activity; ATP binding
Source: RefSeq, a predicted model, not a curated record
AAUGCCGAACGUGUUGCAGCUUACAAGUGCUCUUAAUUACAAUUGAAACCAGCCAACAUGUCCAAACGCGUACAGCCGGCGUGGCAAGCACCAAAGCCGAUCUCAACACGUCCGCAAUUACGACUGUAUAACAGUCUGACCAGACAAAAGGAGACAUUUGUACCUUUGGAGGGCAAUAAUGUAAAGUGGUAUAGCUGCGGUCCCACUGUCUACGAUGCCUCACACAUGGGACACGCCAGGUCUUACAUUUCGUUUGAUAUACUGCGCCGUAUAUUGGCAAAUUACUUUGGCUACAACAUCCAAUACGUCAUGAACAUCACGGAUAUCGAUGACAAGAUUAUAAAACGAGCACGACAAUAUCAUCUAUAUGAGCAGUAUGCCAAAGAGGUGACACUUCUGCCUCUUGAGCAAUUUCUCAAUGAGCAAAAGGAAGUACUCACUCAAUUGCAAGUCAAGUGUGACAAAAACACCGAUGCUGAUAAGAAAGUAAUGCUGGAGAAGAUGCUGCAACGCAUGAACGAUGCUAUGGAGGCACUUACCAAGGCUGUCAGCAGUAAAGACGAGGACCAAAUCACUAAAAUGAGACAGAAUUAUUUAGCGGAGGCAAAAGAUCCGAUUGCCGAGUGGCUGGAUGGCAGGAAGGGAGCCCAAGUAAAAGAUAAUAGUGUGUUUGAAGCUUUGCCGCGUUAUUGGGAGGAUAAGUUCCACAACGAUAUGAAAUCACUAAAUAUCUUACCACCCGAUGUACUGACGCGAGUAUCGGAAUAUGUGCCGCAAAUUGUUGAGUUUAUACAGCGUAUUAUUGACAAUAAACUCGCCUACGAAGCAAACGGGUCUGUAUAUUUUGAUGUGAAUGGCUUCGAUAAGCGGGAGAAGCAUCACUAUGCAAAGCUGGUGCCGGAAGCCUAUGGUGACACACAGUCACUGCAAGAAGGAGAAGGUGAUUUGUCUGUCACCGAGGAGCGCCUCUCCGAGAAGCGUUCACCCAACGAUUUCGCGCUGUGGAAGACAAGCAAGGCGGGUGAGCCUUGGUGGGACAGUCCCUGGGGACGUGGUCGUCCCGGCUGGCAUAUCGAGUGCUCGGCCAUGGCUUCGGACAUAUUUGGUUCGACAUUUGAUAUACACACCGGUGGUGUGGAUUUGAAGUUUCCACAUCAUGACAAUGAGCUAGCACAAUCGGAGGCGGCAUUUAAUGAAUCCGAAUGGGUUAAAUAUUUCCUGCAUACCGGCCAUCUAACGAUUGCCGGCUGUAAGAUGUCGAAGUCUUUGAAAAAUUUUAUAACGAUACAGGAAGCAUUGACAAAGCAUUCAGCAACACAGUUGCGCCUAGCUUUCCUCUUGCACUCGUGGAAGGAUACGCUCGACUAUUCCGAAAAUACAAUGGAAAUGGCUACGCAAUUUGAGAAGUUUCUUAAUGAGUUCUUCUUGAAUGUCAAGGAUCUAACGCGACAGGUGUUAUCGGGCGAGCCUAUAAAGCAGUUCAGUAACUGGACUCCAUUGGAGGCGUCCUUACAGACCAAAUUUGGUGAAACGCAAGCACAAAUUCAUGCGGCUCUUUGUGAUAACAUUGAUACUCGCAGCGCCCUCGACUACGUCCGGGAGCUGGUAUCCACAACAAACAUUUACAUUCGCGACAAUAAAGCUCGACUGAAUAAUCUCUUACUUCGCAAGAUAGCCACAUAUAUAACAGAUUUGUUGCAUAUAUUUGGGGCCAUAAAUGGCGCACGCGGUGGCAUUGGCUUCCCACUAAGCGGGAGCUCCGAUUCGAAUAGUGGUGAAUCAACCGAUCUGGAGUCAAUUGUAAUGCCUUAUGUUCAAUCCGCAGCCGAAUUCCGUAACUUGGUUCGUGAACAGGCGAAGGCUUUAAAAGCAUUCGAUAUUCUUAAGCUUUGCGACGAUCUGCGCGAUGAUGUGCUGCCCAAUUUGGGAGUUCGUCUGGAGGACAAGGAUGAUGGCACAUAUGCGGUCAAAUUAGUGGAUCGGAAUACGCUAUUGCGUGAACGUGAGGCCAAGCAGGCGAUCGAAGCAGAAAAAGCGGCCGAAAAGGAGCGCAAGAAAAAAGCAUUGGCGGAGGCAGCAGCUGCUAAGGAGGCACAGCGGCGCAUCAAUCCAAAGCAGAUGUUCCUUAGUGAAACUGAAAAGUACUCGGCAUUUGGCGAAGAUGGCCUUCCCACACACGACAAGGACGGCAAGGAGAUUAGCAAAGGACAACUUAAGAAACUUCAAAAGUUGCAGCAACAACAGGAAACACGUUACAAAGAGUAUUUGGCUACCGUUAACGGAGCCUAGAAUUUGUCCCAUUUUGAUAUUAAAUAUUAAUAUAAGCGAUAUCACUUACAAGUUUAA